AUGGCAACGUUGGAUUUUACCACUAAACCAUUUGCGCUUGUUUGUUGCAAGGUUUUUCAGGGUAUAGGAAAUCAUGUACCACAAUAUCAUCCUUUAACGUAG
Molecule: messenger RNA, 102 nt
Organism: Debaryomyces tyrocola
Lineage: Eukaryota; Fungi; Ascomycota; Pichiomycetes; Serinales; Debaryomycetaceae
Source: the annotation of a GenBank genome assembly